Quercus robur (English oak) is the source of this 1522-nucleotide messenger RNA. RefSeq names its product serine/threonine-protein kinase ZRK1-like. Gene Ontology annotation, cellular component: plasma membrane. Bases 345 to 1175 code for a protein of 276 amino acids. NCBI's taxonomy places the organism in Eukaryota, Viridiplantae, Streptophyta, Magnoliopsida, Fagales, Fagaceae. The transcript has a single exon. The record is from RefSeq and is a predicted model, not a curated record. Gene Ontology annotation, biological process: protein phosphorylation; cell surface receptor signaling pathway. Gene Ontology annotation, molecular function: ATP binding; protein serine/threonine kinase activity.
AGCUGCACUUGGUUUAGCGUGUAACCUCAAUAAAUGGCCAUAGCGUCCCUAUGGCCAUACAGUAGUAUUCUAAAAACUCCUUGUGAGCAGAGCAGAGAAGGCAAAAUGGCUAGGAAGAUAGCAAGGUUCCACAUUCAAGCUAUGCGGAGUUGGUUUAGAUAUAGUUCCUUUAAAAUGAGUAAGAAAGAUGAGGAAAGAGAGAAAAGAGAGAGAGCGUUUUUGAGAAUGGAAGCAAAUUACUGGAGAAGCUAAUUGUCUCUUGUAAUGGCAAGUCUAUUCCCAUCCGUAGCUUCUCUGCUCAAGAGCUCCAACAACCCACCAACGACUAUAACAAACGUUAUGGAAUGCGUUGGUACGAAGGUUCUCUUGAAGGGCGAAUGGUUUUCGUUAAGAGAUUUCCUGAAAAUGAAUCAUUUGCAGAAUUUGUCAUCAAUGAUUUAGUGAUUUCUGCACAGAUGAGCGCUCACAGUAAUGUAUUUAAGCCCAUAGGGUGCUCUCUUGAGACUACUUCUCCCAUUUUAGUGUUUGAAUUUGCUGCCAAUGGUUUCCUUGCAGAUCAAAUUUUUGUCUACCAUAUUACUCAACUACAAAAUCAGCCGAUAGUGUGGGAUAGAAGGUUAAAGAUUGCAAGGCAGAUUGCUCAUGCAAUUUCCUAUCUCCAUGCUACCUUCUCUAGACCUGUCAUCCACAUGUACAUAGAUAUAAAAAAUAUCUUAUUAGAUGAACAUGAUGUUCCCAAAUUGUCCAACUUUUAUUUUUCCGUGUCAAUCCCCAAGGGCGAAACUGAUGUGGAAGGCUUUCAGAAUCGGCAUCCAAUGUUCAGAACUCCCGAGCUUGAAGCAACAGGAAAGGUAAAUGAGAAAACUGAUGUAUAUAAAUUUGGUGUUGUUCUUCUAGAACUUUUAACUGGAGAGGAUUCUGAUAAUAUAACACGAUUGGCAAAUGAUGAAGGUUCUAGCUUGGUAGCAUACAUGCAUAACCGUGCUCAAGUUUGUUGCAUUAACGAGAUUGUGGAUCCUGCAAUCUUGGUUGGGGAAGGAGGUUCUAGUUUAGAGCAGCAGUUACAAUCUGUUGUGGACCUUGCCUUGACAUGUACAGAGGAAGAUCCAGAGAGAAGGCCAACAAUGGUUGAUGUCACCAAAGAACUCAGGCGGAUUGAGAGCUUGGUUACAUGACUAGUUAUUUCUUAAUUGAAUAUUGAUCCAAUCCAACUAUCAAAUGUUAGAUAUGUAUUUACCAAAAGGAUUUGGUCUCCCUUGAUGGCUAUGCUAUGCUUGGAAUGGAAAAUAAUAUUGGCUGUUGGCUUGAGGUCUUGUAAUGGUGCAUAAGAGAUUUGAAGGGGAGAAGUUCAUGUAAAAUAGCCUUGUCUGCCAAGGCUUAUUACAUCUGGCUACAUAGAUGUGCAAUAGUUCACAGGCACCGUUAAAUUGAAGAAGCAAUAUGGCAGUAUUUGAAGCUAAACACUAUAGUUUUGGAAGAAAGUUAGGAAACUCAGUUUCAAAUAGCUGGUUCUGUUUUAGUU